AUGGAUGUCGGCGGAGUCACAGCUAAACAAAUGGAUGGUGUUGGAGAUGACCCCGACGACGCCUCCGACGACGCCUACGACGACGCCUCCGACGACGCCUACGACGACGCCUCCGACGACGCCUCCUAUGGUGGUGGUGGUGGUGGAAAGAAAGACCAAAAGAAGAAGAAGAUAAAACCAAAGCCAGUACAGAUAGAAACGAUCAGUCCAUGGGACGACAAAUUUCCUAAGGAUCUCCCGAAAGGAACAAAAACAACGGAUUUUGAUUGGUCUGACAGCGAUAUUGGAGAAGUUAUCAGGGAGGUCAUGGAUCAGGGCAACAGACGUACGUGUUGGACAGCUGCAACAACUAGAAGCUUCUCUGCGAGCCUUGUAAUCCAGAAGAGGUUUGAUCCACCCCUGUGGUUAUCGGCUCUGCAUUUACUGGUGGGACUCAUCGACAAAGUGGAUUCCAAGGGAGGGCUUAAAAAGCUAGAAGAUCUACGGAAGUUCAUGAUCGAUCAUGGGACAAUUCUAGAAGAAGACUGUAGCUGCCCUCAAAUGGCUUUAGAAGAUAAAAACAACAAGUCUAGACCCGAUCCGGUUCCUUGCACCGACAAAGACAAAACCGAGAAUAUUCGCAAGUUUAAAGUUGAAGAUUUGGUCAUCUUGGACGAAGUAGACGAAAAAGAACUUAUGCGUUUGGUCAUCAAAGGUCCCGUAGCUGUCGGUAUCGAGGUUUACCAAGACUUCCUUGACUUCAAAGGGGAUGGCAUUUACACAGGGCUUGAGACGAUAGGCGAUAGCUUGGACAAACACUUGUUUCUGCUGAAAGGUUAUGGAACCACAAUGCCUGACAAGGAUCACUAUUGGAAGGUCCAAAAUUCUGCAGGAACUAAAUGGGGAGACAAAGGAAACGGGAAGAUCAUGCGGCAGACUAGUAGCGGAGCAUCAUCAUCUAUCUUUACAUGCGUUGUCUACCCUAAGCUUUUGGACUACUAUGAGGGGCAAAACGAAGCCGUUUGA
This is a messenger RNA of Microthlaspi erraticum, 1005 nucleotides long. NCBI's taxonomy places the organism in Eukaryota, Viridiplantae, Streptophyta, Magnoliopsida, Brassicales, Brassicaceae. The record is from the annotation of a GenBank genome assembly.